Molecule: messenger RNA, 4767 nt
Organism: Coniophora puteana RWD-64-598 SS2
Lineage: Eukaryota; Fungi; Basidiomycota; Agaricomycetes; Boletales; Coniophoraceae
Product: P-loop containing nucleoside triphosphate hydrolase protein
Exons: 5
Coding region: 69-4673 (1534 amino acids)
Biological process (GO): siRNA processing
Cellular component (GO): RISC complex; cytoplasm; nucleus
Molecular function (GO): ribonuclease III activity; RNA binding; ATP binding
Source: RefSeq, a predicted model, not a curated record
CCAGUCUCUCCUUGUCCUCUUCCCUUCCUCCUCGCUCCAUCAAGGCCUAAGGACCUACUUUUUAGAUCAUGGGCGAUAUCCGCGACGCAGACUUUCCGACCAGCGAUGACCUCGAAGCCUCAGAUCACGGUGAUGAAACACCCGCGCCGCGCACGCCAGUGGUAACCCGGGACUACCAGCUCGAGAUGUUUACCGCCAGUCUGCGGGAGAACAUCAUCGUCGCGCAGGACACGGGCUCGGGCAAGACGCUCAUCGCGAUCCUGCGCAUGAAGCACGAGGUUGAGCGAGAGCCACGCAAGGUCUGCUGGUUCUUCGCGCCCACCGUCGCCCUGUGCGAGCAGCAGCGCGACGUGAUCGCGCUCGACAUACCCGUCUCCGUCGGCCUCAUCUCGGGCGCUCUCGAGCCCAAUCAGUGGAAAGACAUCGCGCUCUGGCGCGGCGUGCUGCAGCGGCACCGGAUCAUCGUCUCGACGCCCCAGGUGCUCCUCGACGCGCUUCGGCAUGGGUAUGUCAAGCUCGGCGAGGACAUCGGGCUGCUCGUCUUUGACGAGGCGCACCAUGCGGUUGAUAAUCACCCGUACAACUGCAUCAUGAAGGAGUUUUAUUUCAGGGUGGCGGUGCGCGAACAUGGGGCUGCGUCGGGUGCUGAAUCGCGCGAGGAGAGGCCUAUGGUGCUGGGGCUGACGGCUAGCCCGGUGUACGGAGGGAACGUGGAGGCGUCUAUGAGGAUCCUUGAGCGCAACCUAGAUUGCAUCGUGCGCAGUCCCCGCCUUCAUCGCUCCCAGCUUAUCUCCUUCGUCCAUCGACCCAUCUUUAAACAUGUCCUAUACCGUCCGGCCCCCUUCUUCGACAAAACCUAUACCGCGUCCAAUAUUACCGCGCUCUCCUCCGUGCUGGCCACACUUAACGUCAAAGACGACCCGUACAUCAUCUCCCUGCGCGGGCAGCUCGCACACAAGACGCCCGGAUCGCCCGACUAUAUGCGCACUGACCAGAAGCUAAGCAAGACAAUCAAAAAGGAAGAUACUUAUACGCACAGGGGCCUGAAGGACAUCGUGAGCACCGCGACGGAGAUCUGCUUCGAUCUCGGACGCUGGGCCGCGGACUGGUACGUCCACAAGGCGAUCUCGCUCGCGCGGGAGAACCCGAUGCCGUACGAGAGCGCAUUCACCUCCGUCCAAGAAAAAGAAAAAGCCUACCUCUUACGCAUCCUCGCGCGCGUGCACGUCUCCCCGCCGUCAUACGACCCCGCCGCCAUCGAGGCCGGCGUGUCCGACAAGCUGUGCGUGCUCAUCGACACGCUGCUCGCGGAGAAGCGCGGCGCGGAGGAGGAGGCGAACGAGGCGUACAGCGGGCUCGUGUUCGUCACGCGACGGGACGCCGUGCUCUCGCUCGCGGAGGUGCUCGCAGUGCACCCGCGCACCGCGGGCGUGCUCCGCGUCGGGCGCAUCGUGGGCACGUCGGAGAGCGCGUACCGCAAGACGCUGCUCGAUGUGACGCGCGCGCUGAUGCGCAAUACGCACGGGGAGACGCUCGGCAGCUUUCGUACGGGCGAGUUUAAUGUGCUCGUUGCGACGAGCGUUGCGGAGGAGGGGCUGGAUAUCCAGGCGUGCUGUAAUGUGGUGAGAUGGGAUGUGCCGAAUAAUAUGGUCAGUUGGGCGCAGAGCCGCGGGCGGGCGAGGCGCUGGCGGAGCACGUUUGUGUUGAUGUUUGAGAGCGGGAAUAUGGAUGCGGCGGGGGUGGAGCGCUGGAUGCAGCUAGAGAGGCAGAUGGUGGAGCAGUAUAACAAUCAGAUGCGGCUCGCGGGGAAUGCGCUCCCCAGAUAUGAUGAAGAGGACGAUGAAGACCAGGAAGACGACGACCAUGCGGUGCGGUUUACGGUCGAAUCUACUGGCGCGCUCCUUACGCUCCAAUCCGCACCCCCGCACCUGAACCACUUCUGCUCUGUCCUCCCCAACUCGCGGCACACCGCCCAUCGUGCGCUGUACGACAUCGACCCGCCCGAAUUCCCCGAGGGCUGGCACGCCCUCGACCCACGCACGAACACACUUCCCUACCCCGGGCCAUUCGGGUGCACCGUCACGCUCCCGCGCGUCCUGCCACCACUCCUGCGCACGUUCUCCGUUCCGCAGAAGUACUCGAGCAAGCUCUCGGCACGGCGCCACGUCUCGUUCAAAGCCUACAAAACGCUAUAUGAUGCCGGACUGCUCAACGAGCACCUGAUGCCGCUCACGAGCGUCAUCGAGCCCGAGCUCGAGGAGGAGGUGAAGGCGCUGCUCGCGGCUGUCGAUGCACGGGAGGGCACCGCAGCUGUCAAGUUGCAGAUGGACGUGUGGGUCCCCGAGGGCUCUGGAACAUUAGAGGCGCUCGGGGAGGAGUGGUACGGAUGCGAUGUGGAGAUUGAGAAUAUGCCCCGGCUGCGGAUGUGGACGAAGGCGAAGCUGGCAAGGCUGGAGGAAGAGGCGAUGCCGACACUGUAUCAUCCCGUGCAUGGGCCGCUGAGGGUCACGAUCACCCCCGAAGAGGAGCCGUCUACGCCGUUCGAUGUGGAGUCGAUGCAGGUGUAUACGCACAGACUGUUUGCCACACUCUGCGGACCGCGGAUGCCAGCGGACAAGCUUGAUUUUGCGUAUCUGUUCGAGGUCGAUGGCGACGAAGAACAGGGCCGGUGGGACCAGAUUCGUCUCUGGGCCAGCGCCAACCAGGGGCUCAGUCCGCUAGGCACCACGCGCCUCGUGAACGCGGCGGAGUUUGGGCAGAUGCUGGACUAUCCGUCGGACAUUGUCCUGAUUCGCGACAGCGUGCCGUACGGGAAGCUGUUCCGGUUCGUGGAAUGGAAGUAUGACCAGCCUUCGCCCGAGGAAGAAGAACAGCUCAAAGAGACGUACCGGAGAUUCGACAUGCUCGAGAUCAGCCUGCCCCUGCUCGUCGUCGAAGAUCGGGCACCGCGCGUCAACUUUUUGCAUCCGGCCGAGAAGCGCAGUCGGCGUAGCUCAGAGAAGGCGAGAAAGCUUCUGAUUCCGGAGUAUUCCUUCGUGGAGCUGGUGUCCCCCGUUGAAGCCGAGUUCGCGCUUCUUGUGCCUUCUAUCUUGCGCUACAUUUCUGUGGCGAACACGGCGGCUUCUCUCCGCGCGACGCUCUUGACGGAUCCACAGCUUGCGGAGAUUCCGCUUUCGUUGGUCAAGAUGGCGAUUUCGGCGCCUGUAUCGCAGGAGCCUACGAAUUAUCAGCGGCUCGAGUCACUUGGGGAUGCCGUUCUCAAGCUUGUCGUUGGGGCGUAUCUGUAUAGCGAACAUCCGCUCUGGCAUGAAGGGUACCUGACGCAGAGAAGAGAUCAUGCGGUCUCCAACGUUCGUCUUGCCAAGUCUGCAAUUCAGAAGAAGCUCUACAGAUGGAUCGUCCGCGACCACUUUGCUCCGAAGAGAUUCAUGCCUCGGUAUCUUACAGACAAUCGAGGAGCAACGAACGAAGAAGAGAACAGCGACGAGAACGGCAACGGCAAAGGCAAGGAAGAUCUCUCCACCAAAGUGCUUGCCGACGUUGUAGAGUCCCUCAUCGGUGCCGCAUACGUGCACGGCGGGUUCGAGCUUGCCAUCUCGCUCAUCCGCACCAUCGACGUGCACCUCGCGCUUUCUCCUCUCUCUGCCUCUAUCGAAGCCGCGUACGCCGCUGCUGACCCGUCGCUCGAGGCUCCCCCGCAAGUGGCCCACGUACAAAACAUGAUCGGCUACACGUUCACCAAGCCCCUUCUGCUCGUCGAGGCCCUAACACACGCAUCGCACCAGACCGACCUGCGCACAGUCUCCUACGAGCGGCUCGAGUUCCUCGGCGACGCCGUGCUCGACAUGCUCAUCGCCGACUACCUCUACAAACACCCCAAGAACUUCAGCCCCGGCGAAAUCACGCUCCGCAAACACGCGAUCGGCAACGCGCUCUUCCUCUCAUACGCCUGCCUCAGCAGCUGCACCCCCGUCGACGCGUCCGUCCCCGCGCCCGAUCCGCUCCGGCACGGCAAGAUCACACUCCGCGCGAAAACAGAGCACAUCUAUCUGUACCAGUGCAUGCUGCACAGCUCCUCCGCGCUGCUCGACGAGCAAAAAGGCGCGUUCGCGCGGUUCGCGAGUGUCGGCGGCCCCCUCGCGCGCUCGCUUUCCCAUUCGAGCGUGUUCCCGUGGGCGGAGCUCACGCGUCUGCAGGCGCCCAAGAUUCUGUCGGAUAUCGUGGAGAGCGUUAUCGGCGCGGUGUACAUCGACGCGCGGGGCGAUGUGGUUGCGGUGCGUGGGGUGCUGGGCAGGAUGGGCAUGUGGACGAUGCUCGAGCGGGUGUCGGAUGGCGAUGUGGAGGUCGAGCAUCCGGUGUCGACGCUCCAUCGGUGGGCGUCGCAGCGCAAGACGGAGGCGGGCGAGCCGGCGCCGAGGAAGGUCGUUUAUGAGUACGAGGUGGAGCGCGGUAAGGUGGUGUGCACGGUGCGUCUCGAGGGCGUCGAGGAGCUGGGCAGUGUUGCUGCCGAGUGCGAGAAACGGGGGAGUGCGAACGCGCGGAGGAACGAGGCCAAGUAUUUGGCUGCCAAUAAGGCACUCAGGGUCUGGGGCAUUCGCGAUGCAGAGAUGGAUAUCGAUCCAGAGGAUGGAGAUGAGGACGAGGAUGUCACCAUGGUCGACAGUAGCUUAUGAUGCCCAUUAUGCUUGGAACACCUCAAGGACGGAUACAACGGAAACAGCACUUGUAUUGUAUUUAUAUUGGUAUUGAUAUGCAUAUAUAAGUAAC